Molecule: messenger RNA, 4234 nt
Organism: Bursaphelenchus xylophilus (pine wood nematode)
Lineage: Eukaryota; Metazoa; Nematoda; Chromadorea; Rhabditida; Aphelenchoididae
Source: the annotation of a GenBank genome assembly
AUGACAGCCAUGACCGAGCCAAUGGAAAGCGCCGCCGCUGCUUAUGCCGCUUACAACGACUUUCAAGUGAGUUACUUUUAAGCCUAAAUCUUAUUUUAUUCAAUUUUUGAUUCAGUUGAUUUUGGGACAUUUUAUACGAUAAAACAUGUUUGAGCGUAUAAAAUGUCGAGUUAUUGGAAAGAAAAAAAAUUAUUCAGCACAUGAAUUAAUGACCCGUAUUUUACACUUCACAACCAACUUUGUACAAAAAUAAUAUUGCACAGACAUUUUAUACGAGCAAACAUGUUUCAUCGUAUAAAACCUCUCCACUCGCUGAAAAUCCGAAAAUUCGAUUAUAUCAUCUUCAAUCGAGGGUUAUGCAACCCAAACAGCUAAAUUUUUAUGAAUAGAAAGGUUCAGCGACAUUUUAUACGAUCAAACAGGUUUCAUCGUAUAAAAUGCCUCUAGCUCUUUCAAAAUCCAAAAUUUUACCUUGGUUAUUUCUAAGUAUUCAUUAUAGAUUCGAUUGUUCAUAAAAACCAUUUUUCAGAAUGCAUUUGCAAGCCCUGAGAUGCUGGCUUUUCAAUCAGCACCCUACUACCCAAAUCCCGAUCUCUCAACGCUCUCCUAUCCCACCGAGAACACGGCGCUGCCCGUCCAGCCGACAAUCCACUUCUAUCAGCCUACAGCGCCACAACAAUGGCCGGAGAGCAAUCAUCAAGUGUAAGAUUAAGAAGUUUUGGUUUUGAUGUCAAGUACAAUAUAAUUUGAUGAGAAAAUGAUGAUAAUUGAGUGAAAAAGAGGGAUCUUUUGUGAUUCAAGGGUGGUUCAUUCAUCUUUGAGGCACGUUUUGCUAUUUUAGCCGGUUUCCAGGGCAUUUUCAAAAAAUCCAGAAAAUCCGUCAUGAUGACAGGUUUAAUGGCUCCUUUGAUUUCAAAAUUUUUACAGCUAAUCUAUUACAUAUAUUAUGCAGAUACUACUAAAAAUUUUUCAAAUCAAUAAUCCAACCAAUCUGUCCGCUAUGAGCAAACGAUGACGGAUUUUCUGGAAUUUCGUAAAUUUCCCCCAAAAAAUCGGAAAUUUCCAUGGAAUUUUGCUGAUUUUUGAUGACUAAAGGUUCUUGGCAGUACAAGGACUGCGCUAAAAUGAUUUUUUCAUACAUCACAUCAGCGAACGUAGUACAGUAACCAACUUUAUUGCGAUAAUACGACUUAGAAGCCAAUAUUAAACCUCUUGAAACCUCUCAGACCUUUCUUCGUUCAUGCAUCACGGAUUUUUGUCGAGUUAGCAGUUUUCCCUCAGUUUCCACGAUUUUUCGAGGCCAAUUCAGUCGAUUUUAACCUUAGUUUGGCAUUUUUCCCAGUUUUUCGAAUCAAUUCGCUCAUAAUUCUGCUAUUUCUGCAUAACGCGGUCCAAAAACUUGUCGGAUGUCUUAGAGAAUCGUGAUUCCCAUUUUUGCCAAGUUUCAUGACACUCGACAAAACGGGAUUUUUUGAAAUGAAAACUUUUAUAAAUCCGGUAAUUCUGCAUAACGCGGUUUGAAAUUUUGCGGAAUUCAUUGACAAAUCGAUACCUUCAUUUGGUAAAAAAUUCAAAAAAAUUUAGAAACCCUAAGGGCAUUUAAUUUAAAUUUUCAAAUUUCGCGAUUUUUAGUACAAAAUUGAACUUUUUUUGCAAAACCAAAAUAAAAACCGGUAUUUCAGUCCCUACACAACAUCCGUGAACCCUUUCGACUACAGUGACUUUGCUACAACGACCCUAAAAUCGACGGAUUCAUCGGUGAAUCUGAGCUCCUCGAUUUGGCCAACUGAGCGAAUUUUCAAGUCAAAUGUGCCGAAUAUGACGUUGGAUUCGAAUACACCAAGCAAUAGUGACAUCGAAAGCCAUGAGGAGAGCAAAGGACGGCAGAGAGUUUAUGGAUGUCCCACUUGUGGGAAACAGUAUUGCCGAAAAAGCACGCUCAAGUCGCAUAUAAAACAACAUUUGGGGAACAAACCGUUCAUGUGUCAUGUAAGCAGAUAUGAAGCCGUAAAGAGAUGACGCUUCUCGAUGAAUUGGCGUUUUAUACGAUGAAACAUGUUUUGUCGAAUAAAAUGUCACAGAAGUGACAAAAAUUUGAAAAAAGUUGUUAGCUGACGCUACAAGUAUAUCGUGGAAUAAUUGAUUUGCAAAUCUUGGGAACUACGCCUUUUUAAACCAUUUUAUACGAUGAAACAUGUUUUGCCGUAUCAAAUGUCACUGAAGCAAAAAAAUGCUAAAAAACUUAUUGACUAACAUUACCAGUAUAUCGCGUAGCCAAUUAUUUGCAAUUCUUACAAACCACGGCUUUUGAAACCAUUUUAUACUACGAAACAUGUUUCAUCGUAUAACAUCGUAUAAAAUGUCACUAAUUUGGCAGAAAUCUUGUAAAUUGAAGCGACAGUCUCUGUAAAGAGACUAGGCUGCCAAUAAGACAACAUUAUUGCUUUUUAUCGCUUCGGGAAGACACUUAUACGAUGAAAUAUGUUUGAAUAUAAAAAUAUAAAGUAUCUCAUACUGUAAUAAAAAUAUUUAAACUUUUAAAAUCGCUAAUUAGACCUCAAGAAAACAUUUUAUGAGGACUAAGCCGCGUAUUUUACCCUGUUAUUUAUAUCAAACUUUCAGAUGUCAAGUACAAUAUAUUUCUUUCAGGUUUGUGGGAAAACCUUUACUCAAGCCGCCAACUUGACGGCUCAUAAACGAGUUCACACCGGUGAGAAGCCGUUCGCUUGCUCGGUUUGUUUGAGGCCGUUCUCUCAAAGUUCUUCGUUGGUCACUCAUCGGAGGUGAGUUCAUGGACAAUAUAACUCAAUUUUUAUGGCUUUAAAAUCGCAAAUUUUGGGGUUCAUUGCGGCAAUAAUCAUUUUAAACCAUUUUACUUUCAAAUUCUAAUAUUAUUUCAUCGAAUUCCAUCUUAUACGAUGAGAUUUUUAAAAUUAAAUUUUUGAUUUUAAAACCUUCGUAUUUUAGCCGAUUCUCAAAAAACCGGUCCAACAAUUUCUAAAUCCUUUUAUAGACCAUCAGUCUUCAUUUUUGCCAAAUUUCAUCAAAAUUUGAAUAUUUAAAUUUUUAAUUUAAAUAAUUCCCAAAAUUUGCAUAUUCAAAAUUUUCCAAUAAUUCCACCCACAUGUAACAGCCUUAAUCACCAAAUCUCAUCAUCAAAGUCCAAUGUAAAAGUUAAUCUUUAAUUGGAAUAUUUGAAUUAGUCAAAACAACCAAACAGACGGACUUUUGUAAGUUUUCCGAAGCCUUUCUGCUCGGAUUUUCUUGGCUGGUGUGAUAAGAUUAACCCGCCAAUACCAAUGAACAGUUGUACAGUGGAUUACCAACACCCACGUGAUCGAAAAAAAGCAAAAAUUUUUGGUGAUGUACUGUAAUUUUCGAACUUACAGUACCCCAUCCAAAACCCUUCCGAUUUCCCUAAAAUUUUACUCAAAUGAGGAUUAUGGUCCAAAAAGAAAUCUCAGAAAAUUUCAGACCGCGUUAUGCAGAAACAUUCGAAAUAUAUUGAAUUCAAUUUAAAAAAAUCUCGCCUUGAAAUUCGAUUUUAAACUUAUUCCCAUUGAAAAAUUAGACGUUUGUUGUAUCAACAAACACUAAUUGAUUAAUUUUAGGACCCAUACCGGCGAACGACCUUAUCCCUGUCGACAUUGCAGUAAGUCUUUCACCGACUCCUCAACUUUGACCAAGCAUAUGAGAACUCACACGGGUAUGUCGACUUUUAUAUUAGUUCUUGGCUAUUUAGAUGACACCAGGCUCGGUGGAAUUUGAUUUUCACCGAUUUGAACAUCCAGAGACAUUUUAUACGAUCAAAACACGUUUGAUCGUAUAAAAUGUCUCCGGUGACGCACAAUACAAGCUAGAAAUUAUUUUCAUGAAUAAUCUACUGUAAUUCAGUUAUUAGAGUAGUUUCUACUAUGUUUUCUAAAUUCAGAGACAUUUUAUACGAUUAAACAUGUUUCGUCGUAUAAAAUGUCCAUGACAUCGAAAAGCAAUAGAACGUAUUUUAAAACUAAUUUUGAGUCAGAAACCCUACGGCCUCACAAUCUUUUACUUCAUUAUCAACAUUCAGAGACAUUUUAUACGAUGAAACAUGUUUCAUCGUAUAAAAAAAAAACGUAUUUUACAAUUACUUUCAGGACAAAAACCCUAUGGCUGUCACUUGUGUCUGAUGCGAUUCAGCCAAUCCGGCAACCUCCAUCGCCACAUGAAAACCCACCGUCCGCUGGAAAAUUGA